GGACUGAGUACAACAAUGGUCUCGCCUUGCAGCGACGGAAUUCUUCCACCACGCGCAGAGAUCGAAGGCAUUGGCACCCGAGUGGCCACUUAUGCUCAGGUCUUCCUUACCAUCUUCACGAUCGCUUUGACACCCGAAGCAAGCUCCUUUGAUGCCUGGUGGACAGUGCUGGUCACCUCCCUUGGUCUUCAAUUUGCCGCCGUCGCGCAGCGGGAUGAUCUCACUCUCUUUCAUGCUCUUGUCAUUACUCUUCUUGCUUUCCCGGUCUUUGGUAUGUCUUGGGUGUAUAUCUUCUGGCACUGGAAGCUAGACAUUAUGCCACCCGAAAUAUUGAUUGCAACGCAUAUACAUGGAUUUCUUUUCGUUGGCUUUGGUCUUUGGGUCUGGGCGACUGCGCCUACUUUCGGUCAGUGUCCAGAAAUGAAUAGAGGCAUGCAAUUCGUUGUCUUUGGAAAAUCAAUCAGCCCCUUAGGCUGGAUUCGGAUACUUGUUCUCGUCUUAUUCUCUAUCUUGGGCUUCUUGUUCCUAGUGGCCGCCACCGCCGCCCUUGUCCGUGCUAUCCCAUCCGUGCACCGCCGAGCACAUCGUCAUCUAGGCUUCACGCGAAAAUUCGUUGUUUAUUUGCCUUCAACUGCGCAAUCUCUUGUACUCGUCACGAUUUUCAACCUAGCUAUGCUGGCAUAUAGCAUCUGGUCCGUUGAGAGCUUGCUUAUACGCAACGUCACCGGCGCUUCGGAGGCAAACGAGAAUUCAUGGACAUUUGGACAGAUCUCCGCGAUGAUUUUGAUCGUGGGGCCGUUGUUCACUUUCGCAAGGCUCAUGAGAUUUAAGUUCUUCGCUCCGGAGCAUGUCAAUGGCACCGAUCGGGAAGGCAUGCCUUUGACGGCUCCCCACACUCACACGGCCGAUGUUCUGACUGAAGAGAACGAGAAGGCUGAUAGGGCGUCAUCUUCGACUUCCAGGAACUUACUCGGGAAGACGGACUCUGGCGAGUCUGCCUAAGGACUUAUUUCAUCUAUCAAUUGCUUUCACUUCCUUUCGACUGCUUUCACGCUGUCAACCAUGCUCUUUACUUCGCAUGUUCAUAUGCUGUUCUCAUCACCGGAUCAAAACUUAUCGGUCAUUACUAAUCAUGUACUUUACCAAAUGUAAUCAUGUUGCAACUUAUUAUGUUU
Molecule: messenger RNA, 1175 nt
Organism: Fomitiporia mediterranea MF3/22
Lineage: Eukaryota; Fungi; Basidiomycota; Agaricomycetes; Hymenochaetales; Hymenochaetaceae
Exons: 4
Coding region: 16-1002 (328 amino acids)
Source: RefSeq, a predicted model, not a curated record